AUGGCUACCACAGAUGAACAGAACAUUAAUAUUGGCAGCACCAACCAUGCACUAACUCAAGAACAAAAUUCAAGUGUACAGAAUGCAAAUGAUGGUAGCUGGAAAGCAAAAUUGAACAUACCUGAAAAAGACCACAGAAUAAGAACAUCAGAUGUCACAAACACAAAAGGAAAUGAAUUUGAAGACUUUUGUUUGAAGCGAGAACUGUUGAUGGGAAUUUUUGAGAAGGGCUGGGAUAAACCCUCUCCAAUUCAAGAGGCUAGCAUCCCUAUUGCUCUGACUGGGCGUGACAUUGUAGCCAGAGCUAAAAAUGGAACGGGUAAAACGGGAGCUUAUGCUAUUCCCAUACUUGAAAGAUGUGACCCCUGCAAAGAUGAAGUGCAAGCUUUGAUCAUUGUACCAACAAGGGAACUUGCUCUACAAACAAGUCAGAUCUGUCGGGAGCUGAGUAAGCAUGUUGGCAGCCAGGUCAUGGUUACAACGGGUGGUACAAAUCUCAAGGAUGAUAUUAUGAGACUUUACGAUCAAGUUCAUGUCAUUGUGGCCACUCCUGGAAGAAUUCUAGAUCUGCUGAACAAGAAUGUUGUUAAAAGCAGCAAGUGCCAAAUGCUAGUAUUGGAUGAAGGAGACAAAUUGUUAUCUCAAGACUUUAAAGAUAUGCUGGAUUCAAUCAUAAACCAUUUGCCUACUGACAGACAAGUCCUGCUUUAUUCUGCCACUUUCCCUAUAUCUGUACAACACUUCAUGAGAAAGCAUCUAAAUAAUCCCUAUGAAAUCAACCUUAUGGAUGAACUUACCUUGAAAGGUGUAACCCAGUAUUAUGCCUAUGUGAGAGAAAAACAAAAGGUCCACUGCUUAAAUACUCUCUUCUCAAAGUUACAGAUAAACCAGUCCAUUAUCUUCUGCAACACUGCACAGAGGGUAGAAUUGCUUGCCAAGAAAAUCACAGAACUUGGCUACUCCUGCUUCUACAUACACUCAAAAAUGAACCAGCAACAUAGGAAUCGUGUUUUCCAUGAUUUUCGUCAAGGUCUCUGCAGGAACUUAGUCUGCUCAGAUUUGUUUACCAGAGGUAUUGACAUACAGGCUGUGAAUGUAGUGAUAAACUUUGACUUUCCCAAAUAUUCAGAGACCUAUUUGCACAGAAUUGGCAGAUCUGGUAGAUACGGCCAUCUUGGCAUUGCCAUCAACCUCAUCACAUUUGAUGACAGGUUCAACUUGUUCAAAGUAGAAGAGGAAUUAGGAACUGAAAUCAAACCAAUUCCCAAGAUUAUUGACAAAGCACUUUAUGUUGCUGAAUAUCAUAUGGAAAAACCUGAAGGACCUGGAGAUUCCUGCCAACAGAUUUGUGCCCAACAGCAAAUAUACCCCCAACAGAUCAAAAAAUAA
Molecule: messenger RNA, 1389 nt
Organism: Acanthosepion pharaonis
Lineage: Eukaryota; Metazoa; Mollusca; Cephalopoda; Sepiida; Sepiidae
Source: the annotation of a GenBank genome assembly